Seminavis robusta is the source of this 1654-nucleotide messenger RNA. The record is from the annotation of a GenBank genome assembly. NCBI's taxonomy places the organism in Eukaryota, Bacillariophyta, Bacillariophyceae, Naviculales, Naviculaceae.
AUGGAACCACGUCGUCUUCACUUCUCGCCUCAGAAACGUUCUGCAGAGCAUGAUCCACAGGAGGAUCAGAAGAUGCCCCCCAGACGUAUCAAACGCCCCGCCGCUGCCGCAGCUUCAUCCACCACAGCUUCAUCCACCACAGCCACAGCAGCUUCAUCCGGCCGAGCAGCAGCUGGUGGUACAGCUUCCACAGCAGCUUCAUCCGGCCGAGCAGCAGCAGCUUCAUCCGGCCGCGCGGUAGCUGGUGGUACAGCUACCCGUGGUGGUACGGCCCUGGUGCCCAGACAGAAUGUACCCAGACGGAACCCGCGCAAUGCACUCUUGACCACAGCAGGAAGAGAUGGGAAAGCAUUUGGCUGUGGUCCAAUUUUGGACUACACUAUCCACAUGGCUGUGGACCGUGAGGAAAGAAAGUGCCACCGCCAACGCGCCAAUGGCCAUCAACCCCAGGCACAUGUUGGAGAAGGUGAUAUUGUUGGAGGUUUUGUUGCCAACCCUUUGCCACCCUGGAAACGUGAUGCUGUCCCCCGUGGUGCUUAUACAGUCAAACGGACCCAUGGUGACUUUUUGGCAGAAGACGGGACACCCCUCGCCUUCACAUUCCCCCGGGCCAGGUUCUUUAAUCAGGAAAAUGUGGUACAAUGGGAUGGUGAGGACUGGGAAUUGAACUGCCCUGUGAGUGUAGCGAGGGCCAACCAAAUUGAUGCAAUGACAGCUGAAGAACAGAUCAAACUCGUAGAGAACGUUCUGGAUCCCAUCCUGCAAGAAUUGAAUCGGAAUGGGUGUGAGCACAGAUACGUCAAAGGGACACCCUUGCUGGAGCUCAUUUCAAGUGGCAAUGCUUACCUUCCAAACCCUGGCGCCGCCGGUUGUGGUUACCUUCUGGACCCAGACAUCCCAGAACACAGGGAUGCCUGUUAUGUGAUUAAAAAAGUGGAUCACACUAACACAUUGUAUGACCCCAACACAAACUAUGGCACCGCCCGACUCUUGGCAGUGGCCCACUACAAACCCCUUGCAGACCAUAUCCCUGAUGCUACCGUACUGAAUGGAUCCAAGUUGAUUCCCACUCAGUCAAACUACCAGGCCCACAACAAAGUCACCGACCUCACUUUCACCCAGAACUUCAUUGGGCAAAUUAUUCUCAGGUCUACUUAUGGCUGGUGUCUCCCACUUUCGUCAUGUGGGUCCCUUAAGAGUUUGAAGACUUCUGAACCAGCCCUAUACUGGUGCUUUGCUCUCCCGCUUGCCAUGUUCAUGGUGUCCAGGAUGGACCCCAAGCUGAAAUCGAUGGCGGAACAGAACAUUGAAAUUGGGCCAGUGCUCAGCAAAGACCAAGGGAAUUUUACUAAAAAUCUUUUGAAAAAGGUUGCUAUUGGAGUAUGGAGUCCCAAAUGGGUGAAGCAGCAAUCUGCAGGGUCUCUCGAGCACAAUGUUACCAAAUCCCUGGAAUAUGUUUACUGCCGGUCUGCUGCAUUGGUCGUCCCAGGCUUUCCUAAGCGUAGCACCCUCAAGGGGAAGAAGACGAAAAAUAAGCUAUGGAUCACGGAAGAAGAGGAGGAGAAACUGGGACAAAACCUUGUUGAGGGCUUGGUUGUUUACCGGUUCCCCCACCAGAUUUGAGCAUGACAGAGAAGAAGAAGAGAGGUUGCGA